Messenger RNA from Corticium candelabrum, 3340 nucleotides. RefSeq names its product ubiquitin carboxyl-terminal hydrolase 19-like. The coding region runs from base 69 to 3197 and encodes 1042 amino acids. Gene Ontology annotation, molecular function: cysteine-type deubiquitinase activity. NCBI's taxonomy places the organism in Eukaryota, Metazoa, Porifera, Homoscleromorpha, Homosclerophorida, Plakinidae. The transcript is spliced from 25 exons. Gene Ontology annotation, biological process: protein deubiquitination. The record is from RefSeq and is a predicted model, not a curated record.
GAAGAUGUGCACCUCGAUCACGUGGCACCGUUUGUGAGAGUCCGGCUGAGCCCGUUACAUUUCAAGACAUGAACGAAAUAAAAAAAGAAUGGAGUCAGUCUGCAACUCACGUCACAGUUUCUCUUUUUCUUGACAACUGUUCUCAGGAAGACAUUGAACUUCACUGGAGCGAUAUAGACUGCAAAGUUACAACAAAGGAUGGCAGAUCAUGGUCGUGUGUAUGGUACCUGGAGGUUGAUACUGCAUCUAGCAAAGCCCUGCGAAGAGGGAAGUAUCUGAAGUUAAAGAUGUCUAAAGCACAGCAAGGAAGGGAGUGGAAAUACUUAGAAAAACCAAAUGAAACAAAUGGUGAUACUAAUUCUAAUCAAAUUUCUAAUGUUGAUCAGUCAGGAUCAGCAUCUCAUCUUGUUAAAUGUGAAAUCUAUGAUAUUCGGCAUGUUCACUAUGUGUGGAGCGAAGAUAGUGAUUCCGUAAGUGUGAAAGUGAUGGUCAGCAAGGUUAAGAAAGACAGUGUGACAGUUUAUUGGCUUACCAAUAGCUUCAUUCUAGUAUUUGCAACAAGCAAUUCUGAAUUCAUUGCUCAAUAUCCGGCAGCUAAUGAGUAUCGAUGGACUGUUAAUCUCAGGGGAGCUAUUGAUGAUGCCAAUUGCUCAUUUUGUGUUGAUGAUUACAUUCAGCUGAGGUUGACUAAAGCUGUACUUUCAACACUUUGGAUGUCAUUGGAAAAUCCUGAAAUACAAUGUCAUUCGUGCGAUCAGUUUGUCACGUCACAGUCAUUAACAAACUCAACUUCUGUGGGAGCUUGUAAUGUCAUUGGAGUGUCAGCUAGCAAUGAUCAGGAUCAGCGUGUUACUGCAAAACAAAAUUCCUCUGCUGAUUAUGAAGGCGACAAAGUGGAGGUAGAGAUAUUUGAUUCCCUGACAGAAACUGCCAAAUCCCUUAGUGCAAUGGACCAGAUGGUAAUUUCUGAUGACAGCUUUGUGCCUGAAGCUGAGAGUGAAGCUGCGCACAUGGUUAAAGCUAACAGUCAAGUACUUGCUGAUAAAACGUUUUUGCAAGAUGAUCCAGUUAUAGAAAAGCUACCGAAACAUCCUUGUACAACAGGAAUAAAAAACCUUGGAUAUACUUGUUUCUUAAGUAGCACUGUGCAAUGUCUAGCUCAUUGUCAGGAGUUGCGAGAUUACAUUCUUCUACACUAUUACAAAGCUGAUGUAAACAAGACUAAUCCCCUUGGAUUUAAAGGAGAGCUAGUGGAGCGUUUUUCUUCUGUUGUUCAAAGACUGUGGAGUGACGAAUAUAAGUGUAUCAGUCCACACAAGCUACUCAGAGUUUUUCGAUCUAGAGUUGAUUAUUUUGCUGACACAGCGCAACAUGAUGCUCAAGAGUUUAUGAACUUUCUGUUAGAUGGCUUACAUGAGGAUGUUAACAGAAUUCAAACCAAGCCUGUUGUCUCUGCAGUUGAAGCGGAUGGUAGAUCAGACCAGGUGGUAGCUGAAGAAGCUUGGCUAAUGCACAAGAAAAGAAAUGAUUCAAUUAUUAGUGAUUUGUUUCAGGGGCAGUUCAAGUCUACUGUUUGUUGUCCUCAGUGUCAAAAUGUAUCUGUUACUUUUGAUCCAUUUACACAAAUAUCUGUUCCUCUGCCUAAACAGCAUCGGGUUGUCAAAAUCAUCUUCAUGCAUCAAUUGGAGACAAAUAUGUCUCGAUUCUAUGUGCAAGUUCAAGAUGAUGCUAAUGUAGAUCAAGUUUUGAAGCUAGUUGCACAAAAAGCUGACUUGACAGAUCAUUCUACACUUACAGUUUAUGAAAUUUUGAAUGGACUGAUUCACCGAACGUUGGCGAGGAAUACUGUUGUGUCAAAAAUACAACCAGGAGAGCAACUGAUUGUAACUGAUGUGUGCAAUGUAGAAUCUUAUGAAGAGCCAGUAACGAUAUGGGUGUACCAGACUUCUACUUUCUGUCCUAUUCCUAAGGUGUGCUCUUCGUGCAAAAAGAAAGCAGAUGAAACCUGUACUAAAUUGCAGCGGUGUGGACGGUGUUUUCAAGUGGCAUACUGCAGCAAGCACUGUCAAAGUGUUCAUUGGAACAAUGGACAUUCACGCUUGUGUGGCAGCAAUAGAAAAUAUUUUGGGUUUCCAUUUGUGUUUCGUCUACCUUCAAGUCAGGCUACCUACAGUCAAAUUUGUUCUCUGUGUUUCAAGUUUGCGCGUCUGUCUGUCUCUGUCACUGCCUUGAAUGUUGACAAUGGGAAGUUUGCAGAAAACAAGGUUCAAUUAGAUAAGCAAUUUUCUCUUCGACCAGUCAAUUUGUAUGGAGAAGACAUCAGGCAGCAACCUCUUACAGACCAAGGAAACAAUCAGGUGGUGUUUAAGCGGUGUGUUUUUUUGGCCAUGGAGUGGCAAAACAAUCCAAAGAAGUCACACAGUGUAGUGGUCAAGGAGAGAGAGAAAAUGGAAUUCGUUGUAGAUGAAAACGAAAAGCCUGAGACAGCAGAGAAGCUUACUCUCGACCAGUGCUUGAAACUGUUUACAGCUCCUGAACAGCUAACAAAAACUGACAGCUGGUACUGCUCAAAGUGUAAGGAGCAUACGGAAGCAAAGAAAGAAAUAGCUAUUUGGCGCCUUCCACACAUUCUUGUUUUGCACCUUAAAAGAUUCAAGUAUUCAGGAAAUAUUUGGCGUGACAAGAUAACUUCUUUCGUAGAUUUUCCUGAAAGAGGAAUGAACAUGGAACCCUAUCUAGCUGACAAGAGAGUGUUGCAAAAGUCCAAGGAAUAUGACUUGUUUGGUGUUGUGUAUCAUCACGGUGCUGUGUUUGGAGGACAUUAUGUGGCUACUUCUAGAUUAUCCAGUUACAACUGUGAGAAAUUGCCAGAGUUUUACCGAUACGAUGAUGAAAUAGUAGAACCAUUGAUAUGUUCACCUGUGACAAGAUUUGCGUAUGUAUUAUUUUAUCGCCGAAAGGAAGACUUCCACUUGUCAAUCUCAAAUAAUCUAGAAUCACCGUCGUCAGAUGACAGCACUGCUGACAGACUGUACAACACUAGCUGUGUAAGCACUUCCUUAGAAGAAGAAAGAUCAACUGUAUCAACUGUUAUGGAAGAACAGACACAUACUCCACCACCUAAACGUACUAUUGGUCUUUGUGAGACGUCUACUGAGAGCAGUCUAAACAGUCGUGAUGCAUCUACGGAUAACUGAUGUUGGAUUAUAGACGCUGUUUGAAGUUGUAUUUUAAUAACAAAUACAGGGAAAUAUACAAGUUGUGAGCUCGAUAUUGCAUUGUAAUUACCCCGUGCACAUGCGCUUGUGGUAUGAAGAAUUCAGUGGUGUUAAUUAAAUAA